Molecule: messenger RNA, 1026 nt
Organism: Anthostomella pinea
Lineage: Eukaryota; Fungi; Ascomycota; Sordariomycetes; Xylariales; Xylariaceae
Source: the annotation of a GenBank genome assembly
AUGUCAGACGGCAGCUGCCAACAGGAACAGGAUGGUCUGGAAGUAGGAAAUGAGAAGAACAUCACCCCAACGACGCCUCCGCCGAAGCCAAUCCCCUCCAAAGACCCGAAGCUAGCAUCGCAAGCUCGAACUCCUCCACCUCUCCAUGUCGUGCCGACAACCUCCUCUCAGGACCUCUUCAAGCUGUCCCCUCUGGCUGCCAUGAAGCUGCUAAGUGGCGGCGUCGAAGCUCUCGUCCGCAUGACGGGCGACAUCCCACCCACGCCGCCUCCCACGAGCCCUACCAUUCCUCAUAUGCGCGGUAUGCAAAGAGAGAAGGCUGCUAUUGUGCGGUCGCAUUCGCAGAGAAACCUAUCGCGCCUGCGAGAACAACAGGCUGCCGCCCCUCCCCAUCAACAGCAACAGCAGGGCUUCUUCGACACGCCGCCAGCGACAUGCCAGCCCAUCGACGGUGUCCAUCUUCGACAGACUCCCACGCCGCCGCCGCCGUCCACGGCUCCCGAGCCGUACAUCGUCAUUGGUGCAAAUUCGCAACCCCUCAACCUCCAACAUAGUGCCAUCACGCGGAAGUUCUUUAGUAAAGCUCCUCCGCCCAUCAGCAUCGAGGACUACCUGCUGCGGAUCCACCGAUUCUGCCCCAUGUCGACGGCCGUCUACCUCGCCACGUCGUUUUACAUAUUCCGGCUCGCCGUCGAGGAGCGUGCAAUACCGGUGACGAGAAGGAAUUGCCACCGGCUGCUUCUGGCUGGCCUUCGGGUGGCGAUGAAGGCGCUGGAAGAUCUUAGCUACCCUCACGCCAAGAUUGCGCAGGUGGGCGGUGUCAGCGAAGUCGAGUUGGCCAGACUCGAAAUCAGCUUCUGCUUCCUAGCUGGCUUUGAGCUGGUGGUGAGGGAGGAGACGCUCAUGAAGCAUUGGGAGACACUGAAGCAGGACCAGGGGCCGGGCGGAGUUGGAGUUGGAGGAACGGUACCGAUUUUGAAGCUGGACGCACGACGGAAGAGGGCCUUGAGCCAGGCGGUGGGCUGA